CCCGGGAGCCGAAAGCCCGGGCAACGGGGCCGAGGCGCGGCGCAGCCAAGACGGCUGCACAGGCACCGGGAUCUCCAUCCUCCUCCGCCGCCGCCCCUAGGCUCUGCAGUGCCCCAGCGAGCGCCGGCGCCGCUUUAUAUUACGCCCUGUGUCCGCCCCUCGGCGGGCCGCCCGAGGACAUUGGGACCGCGGCCAGAGCCGGCCAUUAAUAGAGCCUUAUUUAGAAAGCCCAACAAUGACUUGGCCAUUUAUUAAGCGCCUGCUGGAUGCCACGGAGGUAUCAUUCCCUAAUUUUCAGAAGGGAAAACUAAGGCUGAGGAGGCGGAGCCCUGACCAGGAUGAGGAGUACAGCGUGGCGUUUGGGACUCACAGCCUGAGAAGCCCACCAAGAAUUCCCAGUCUCUUUAAUCCACCCCCGCCCCGAAGGCGCUCUGGGGAUGACGCAGAUGGAGGUUUUAGGAGCAGAUUCCUGGGUACAGGGAAUGCGGUAACCAGGCCAGGCUGUCAGGAGAACACAGAACAGACCCUAUUCCCAUCUCAGCAGGGCUCUGAGCCCAACCCCCCGGCAAGCGGGGCCUAAUUCUGUGCCUCUGACUCAGCCUCGGGUGCGCAGGGCAGCGGGGUCUGCCAGGUGAGCAGCAGCCAGGGGGCGCGGGCAAGAACAGUCCACGAUGGCCCCCCGGGGGCCGCGCGCCGGGGCCUGAAAUAGCUCAUUUUGAUCCCGCCACCUCGGCCAGGAGCCCAGACCUGGCACUUGGCGCAACCAGCUGCUCUUGGAGCAAGACGGAAGUGGUUAGAUGACCAGACGGGACUGCUUGUCAAUUUUCUCCACCCAAGACAGCCCUUUUGGGGAUGCUUCCCUGGGUCGAAGCCACUAUUGGCCAUCCCGAAGCCAGACCUGGCACCCCAAGACCCUGAGCUCAUCUAGGUCCCAGAGAUCCAGGCUCCCAGAAGCUCCCAAGGCUCUGGCUACAUGUCCCAACUCCUCUGAGCUGUUUGAGGAAUCCUGGCCACCCAGCUCAGGGACCCCUUCCCCACCCAGCACCACUGAGGGACAGAUGGGAGCCUCCCCACCACCCACCCUGACUGACAGUGGGGACUCCGUGGUGGCCAAGUAUAUAAACCGGUUCCGCCAGGCUCAGCCCACAAGCCGAGAGGAACGCCAGUCUGCAGGCCCAACCCCAGCUGACUUUUGGUGGCUGCAGCCUGAAUCUCCAGACCCCAACUGUCAACUUGUGGAAGCAGGAGCCAGUGAACCAGAAGGAAGACUCAACACAUCAAUCCCAACUCUUGCCAAGGUGGCCAGUGCAUCGCAGGCUAAAGCUACGGCCCCCCUUCAAGAAAUAAAGCAGGUGACAUCUCCAUGGUCCACUCCUUCAUCUGCAUGCCUGAACUGAUAGUACCAGCCCUGGGAUAGAAUUAGAGUCAGUCCCCAGUUCAAGGAAGCUUAACCACAACAGGGAAGAUUUGUUGGCUAAUGCAAUCAAGAAAUCCCAAAAUAGAUGCUUUCAGGCAUAGCUAUAUCCAGGUGUUUGAACCAUACUGGGAGAAACUCAACUCUCUUGGCUCUCUGUUCCUCUUUGUUUGGCUCAAUCGAAAGUAGGCUCUCCCCUGAAAAUAGCUAAGGUGGCCCCAGUGGCUCUAGGCUUCUAACAUACCUAGUUCCUCUGGUAGAAAGAGAAGGCUUUUCCAGUAGCUCCAUUUGAAGCCCCACUCAUCUUUGAGCCAAUCACAGUUGUGAUUAGCCACACCUGGUCCAGAAGGUAGAGUUAACCCUUCUCCCACAACAAUAACUGUACUGAGGGGUGUGGAUCCACAGAGGAAAACCAGGUAGGUCUCUGUUCCCUGAGCAGGAGAAGCAGAUUCUAAGCCAGCAUG
Phacochoerus africanus (Common warthog) is the source of this 1878-nucleotide messenger RNA. It is a transcript of the gene PROSER3, whose product is annotated as proline and serine rich 3. NCBI's taxonomy places the organism in Eukaryota, Metazoa, Chordata, Mammalia, Artiodactyla, Suidae. The transcript is spliced from 5 exons. The record is from RefSeq and is a predicted model, not a curated record. The coding region runs from base 798 to 1397 and encodes 199 amino acids.